AUGCCUGCGGCCUGCGGCGCCACGGCCUCCGCCACCGGCUCUCACGACGUCCACCCAUUUUCGACGUUCAGCGCCCCGCUGUCCUCCAACAGCUCGACGCAUAUGUUGUUCUCCGCCUGCGCCUUCGACAUUCGCGCUGAAGCCCCUAAUCAGGGCCAUCAUCCGGACCACGCCCAGUCUCGAUCAAAAUAUACCCAACUUGUCGAGGUUUCGGAGUCAAUCCGGGGCCUGCAUUCCAAAAGCGGAGUCCGCGCCGACUCUUCACAGAAAGAAAAUAACUGUGGGAGUGAGAGCGGCCCAAGCCAGACGCCCCGAUCGCACACGGCCUUAGGGGUGCGCACCACGUCGCAGGCCGCGCCAUCCGCCCGUAUGGUACCAGCAAAAAGACAAAACCUUGCUACUUUGAGUGCGGCCCAGGACAAGGACCCACCCACGGCCGGACACGCUGACUAUCGAAUUCCCGGCAGCGCAGAUGGUCUAAAGUUAGGCCUAGGGAGGAUGAUAAGCCUGAACUGCCCCGAGCCGCUUUCCUCGUCGUCUCCCCAGCACAACCCGGACUGGUCCCUGGUCUCGCGUGGCCUCGCAGAACCAACUCCGACUCCGGGACCGAUCACGAGCCUAAAACACGCAACUGCGAAUACCACCCUUGGCGCUGGCGAGAGGCCCCCAGAACCAGAGAUCGAGGCAACCGACAGAGGGGGACGGACAUCUUGA
Molecule: messenger RNA, 714 nt
Organism: Heterobasidion irregulare TC 32-1
Lineage: Eukaryota; Fungi; Basidiomycota; Agaricomycetes; Russulales; Bondarzewiaceae
Exons: 4
Coding region: 1-714 (237 amino acids)
Source: RefSeq, a predicted model, not a curated record